AAACAUCUGUGAGUAGAGCUUAGACAAGACGUUUGACAAAAUGUAUAGGCUUGCAUUUCAUCUGUGUGUGUUUAUUUUCGCUGCAGCAGCCGUUGCAAGCCAGAAGACCUGUCCAUCAGGAGUGCCAGGGCCACCUUGUGACAAGAAGCCCUGCAAAAAACAUGGGUACACAUGUAUUGAAAAAACGUGCUGUCGAGAUGUCCAGUGUCCGUUUGGAGGCGAAAAUGGGAGAUGUUCAAAUGGGAAGUGCAGAUCGGGAUACUUUUGCAACAAAGGGACCUGUUGUCUAGAAAACUCUUGUCCUGUAUUCCCCGCUGUGGUAGAUCCUGGCUGUUCAACAACUACAAUACCGGAUAAAUGCAAAAAUGAUAAAGAUUGUAAGAAAGGUGAACUGUGUUGUCGCACAAAUUGUGGCAACAUGUACUGCAAAGGAGCACAGGGAAACUAAAUGCAGAGCCGUAUUGAAUACUUCUGCCAAAUGAAGACACAUACACCAAGCUAUAUUUAUGAACCCGUACAUAAAGUAAAAUUAAAUAAAAAACAUCAUAAUACAUUUUUGUUUUGAGUUUUAUAUGUCAUAAAAUGUACGUUAUAUUUUAAUAAAUUUAUUUAGAAUUGCAUGUACACGAUAAAAGUUCAACACUUUUUUCACUGAUGUUUGCAAUAAGAAUUUAAAUAAACAUAUAAAC
Molecule: messenger RNA, 689 nt
Organism: Dreissena polymorpha
Lineage: Eukaryota; Metazoa; Mollusca; Bivalvia; Myida; Dreissenidae
Exons: 3
Coding region: 41-448 (135 amino acids)
Cellular component (GO): extracellular region
Molecular function (GO): peptidase inhibitor activity
Source: RefSeq, a predicted model, not a curated record